Pistacia vera is the source of this 552-nucleotide messenger RNA. Its product is annotated as protein BIG GRAIN 1-like B. The record is from RefSeq and is a predicted model, not a curated record. NCBI's taxonomy places the organism in Eukaryota, Viridiplantae, Streptophyta, Magnoliopsida, Sapindales, Anacardiaceae. Gene Ontology annotation, biological process: auxin-activated signaling pathway.
AUGGGAUUGUUUCUUACCAACCAUGCAGAAAUCUGUGGGAACGAAGAAAACCAUGCUCAACAAACGCCAAAGCGUGAAGGUGGUGGAUUCACAAAGACCAAGCUCAAAGCUAUGAAAAUAUACGGUGAUUUAAAGAAAGUGAAGCAGCCCAUUUCACCUGGCCGCAUCACGAGUUUCUUGAACUCUAUUUUCAGUUCAGGAAAUGCAAAGAAAGUAAAUGUGUGCACUGUUAAGGCUAUGGAAGACGUGAAUUUCGAUCGAAAAUCAAAGUCUACAUCUUCAUCGCUUCAAGAUCUUUUUAAUGCCAUUACCGACUUCUCAUCAACAAAUUCUCAAGAAUUAGGGUUUGUUGAUGAAGAAGAUGUUGAAAGAAGAAAUGAUGCUUUGAGUUAUUCAAGUUCUGAUCUCUUUGAGCUCGAUCAUCUUAUUGGAAUCGGAAGGUACAGAGAGGAGUUACCGGUUUAUGAAACUACUAAUUUGAAAACAAAUCAGGCCAUUGCAAUGGAUUUAUUUUGUAGUUUUAUCAAUUAUUGCGUUAAUCAAUGUAAUUAA